Messenger RNA from Caenorhabditis elegans, 975 nucleotides. NCBI's taxonomy places the organism in Eukaryota, Metazoa, Nematoda, Chromadorea, Rhabditida, Rhabditidae. The record is from the annotation of a RefSeq genome assembly.
AUGACGAGCGAAAGCAGUGGGAAUACUGGUGGAGCCAUGGACGAACCUACGGAGAAAAAGCCAAAAGAAUUCUCCGAUUUGCCGGAUCAUGUCCUCCAGAGAAUUAUGGAAAAAGUGGAACCGAGCGAUAGAUUGUCUGUCCGAAAAGUCAAUCGAAAUCUUCGCCAACUCAUUGAUGAAAUGGAUCCUGGAUUUAGAAGUAUUUCAGUUAAUAUUUCUACGCGAAAGGGUGUACUUGUUUCCUACGACAAUGGAUCUUUUAUUCACUAUCAACAAGUUUACGAUGAUUGUGAAAUGUUCGGACGAAAGGAGAAAAAGAGGUUCUUCAAUGAAAAUGCUGUAAAAAUGGCGAUAAAUGACGUCAUCAGAGUGAUGAGUCAUCCGAUGUCAAAUGUGAAACUCUUUCGAACUGGAAUUCCGACAAAGCCGGAGAUGGAAAGAAGUAGAAGCACGGGAAGUGUUAUGAGAUGUGUUGACGUCAUGUCGGAAAUGCUCAGCUCAUCGAAAUUCCCGAAUGUGAAAAGCAUUGAAAUCAAUGGAUUUUCGGCUAUCCAAAUUUUGGAAAUUCUUCCAAGCUUCAAGGCUGGAAAUCUGGAUGAACUAACAUAGGACAGAACUGGAAGAACUACAUCUCGAGAUAUGGAAAGCAUUUAUAAAUCAGAGCAGUGGAAAAGAGCAAAGAUUUUGUGCGCAAAUCGUGGAUUUAUGGAAGUUUCCAUGAAACAUCUUUGUCAUUUCUCCCGUGUUGUCGUCAAUCAAGCGAGAACUUCCAUGCAAACGGCUAUUGAGAUCAGAGAUAUUCUCUUGAAGUCUACAAGUAUUGAGUAUGUCGAUUUCUGCUCACGAGACGGUGUCACGAUCGAUGCGGUUCGCGUUUUUAUUCCAGAAACUGCCAAUGUGAAUCAAACCACGGAUUACGACAAUUUUACAUUUUCCAGCUCGAUGUGCUCUCUUAAUUUUAAAAAGAAAAGGUGA